Patella vulgata (common limpet) is the source of this 3523-nucleotide messenger RNA. Its product is annotated as cytoplasmic dynein 2 heavy chain 1. The transcript is spliced from 18 exons. Gene Ontology annotation, cellular component: dynein complex. Gene Ontology annotation, biological process: microtubule-based movement. The record is from RefSeq and is a predicted model, not a curated record. The coding region runs from base 198 to 2714 and encodes 838 amino acids. NCBI's taxonomy places the organism in Eukaryota, Metazoa, Mollusca, Gastropoda, Patellidae. Gene Ontology annotation, molecular function: dynein intermediate chain binding; minus-end-directed microtubule motor activity; dynein light intermediate chain binding.
CUGGUCUUACUGGACAGCUUCUUGCGAUAACAAUUCAACAUGAAAAACCUGAACUUGAGGUGAAGAAAACUGAUCUACUGAAACAAGAAGAAGACCUGAAAAUACAACUGGCCAAAUUAGAAGAUUCCUUAUUAGAGGAGCUAGCCAACGCUAAAGGAAAUAUAUUAGAGAAUAAAGAAUUAUUAGAUUCGUUAAAUAUGACGAAAGCUAGUAGUAUAACUAUAUCAGAUAGCUUGACGGAAUCUGUCAGAUUACAGUCAUCACUCGAUCAGGAAAGGAAUACAUAUUUACCAUUAGCAGAAAGUGGAAGUUGUCUGUUUUUUGUCAUCAGUGAUCUGGCUAAAAUUAACAAUAUGUAUCGAUUUAGUCUGGCUGCGUUCCUUCGUAUAUUCCAGAGAGCGUUACAUACUCAACAUGAUGGAAGUGGAACAGAAACCCGUAUCAAGAAUCUGGUAUAUAGAUUACAAGUCAUGGUGUAUGAAUAUGUCUGUCAGUCAUUGUUUAAAGAAGAUCGUCUCAUGUUCGCUGUUCACAUGGUUCACGGAAUGAAACCAAAACUCUUCCAAGAAAAUGAAUGGGAGGCCUUUACCGGUGUGCUAGUAGCAGAUGUUAAGGCAGAUAGCAGCAGAUCACGACCAUCUUGGGUUGAGGAGGAAAGAGGACAGGCUAUCGCUGCUUUUAAGGUCAAUUUUCCUAAAUUGUUUAACGAUAUGAAUCUAGAUGACGGAUCAACAUGGUCCAACUUUUCACGUAGUAGUCAGUGUGAACUAGAGUUCCCGUCAUCUGUAGAAAAACGGGUCUCUGCAUUUCAACAAGUGUUAUUAAUACAAGCAGUGAGACCUGAUCGACUACAGAGUGCCAUGGCUCACUUUGCUUGUAAUUGUCUGGAAAUGAAGGAAUUAUCCCCACCAACUGUUAAUCUGAAGAAACUGUACCAGGAAACAUUGUCCACGGAACCUAUACUUGUGGUCAUCUCUCCUGGUGUUGAUCCAUCACAGGAACUACAGGAACUUGCCUCGGAGAUAAUCGGUUUUGAUAAAUAUCAUCAGGUUGCUAUGGGACAAGGUCAGAGUGAGAUAGCAAUGCAGUUAUUAUCAGAAUGUGCCCUAAAAGGAGAAUGGUUGUGUUUAAAGAAUAUACAUCUAGUGACAGCCUGGCUACAAUCGUUAGAAAAGGAAUUAAACUCACUGAAACCCCAUAAUGAUUUCCGCUUAUGGUUAACGACAGAAGUGCACCCUAAAUUUCCUACGAUACUUCUCCAAUCCAGUCUAAAAAUAACAUAUGAGGCUCCCCCUGGUGUGAAGAAGAAUUUGCUGCGAUCGUAUGAGACGUGGACACCAGAAUAUAUCAGUCGAGGUGGAAGCGUUGUUCGUGCUCAAGCGUUGUUUGCCUUGACCUGGUUCCAUGCCGUAGUUCAAGAGAGAAGAAUGUACAUACCUCAGGGUUGGACGAAAUUUUAUGAGUUUUCGUUAUCUGAUUUAAGAGCUGGUGCUAAUAUUAUUGAUAGAUUGUGUUCAGGAUCAGGUCAGAACGUACAAUGGCAGUUUAUUCAUGGAUUAUUUGAGUUUGCUAUAUAUGGUGGUCGUGUUGAUAAUCCCUUCGAUAUGAGUGUCAUGGUUUCAUAUCUAAAACAGUUCUUCGAUCCUUCAGUUUUAUCUUCACAAGGAAAAACAAAACGAGUUGGACAACUAAAAAUACCAAAUUCUACCAACUAUACGGAUUAUAUAGAAGCUAUUGAAGCGUUGCCGGAAUUCGAUAAACCUUCAUAUUUUGGUUUACCUGAGAAUAUUGAGAGAUCCGCUCAACGAAUCAUUAGUUCACAAGUUAUAUCACAACUACGAAUAUUACAACGAGCAGACGUCAAGGCCAGUAAAUUUGAUAAAGAAGUGUGGGCCAAUGAAUUGGGACCUAUUCUUAAUUUAUGGAAGAAGCUGAAUCAGGGAUCUAAUUUGAUUCAACAGAAAAUAGCAGCCCCUAGUGAUAAAUCUGGAAAGGAAUUGCCCAUAGUCUCCUUUAUAUUAUUAGAGAGAUAUAAUGCUAUUCGAUUAGUUCACAAUGUUCACGCCUCACUCUCUGGACUCAGUAAGGUUAUCAGGGGAACACAACUCUUAAAUUCAGAAACACAGAAUCUAGCUGCUGCUCUUCUGAAUCAAGAGACUCCAAUUGUUUGGCUGAAAAGCUGGGAUGGUCCAGAAGAUCCAAUACAAUAUUUACGAGGUUUAGUGAGCCGUGCCCAGUCCAUGCAGAGUUGGGUAGAACGAGCUGAAGGAAAUAGUUUGUUACGAGACACUUUAGAUCUGUCAGAGUUAUUUCAUCCUGAUACCUUCCUUAAUGCCUUACGACAACAAACUGCCAGGGAAGUUGGUUGUUCUAUGGACAGUUUAAAGUUUGCGUGUAGCUGGAAGGGUAAUAUACAGGGAGCUAAAUACUGUGUUAAACUCGGAGGUCUACAGCUGGAAGGAUGUAGCUUUGAUGGAUCUAGAAUGUCAGAAAAUCAACGAGAUUCACCCAGUGUUUCUGCUAUACCCCCAUGUCUGGUUGCCUGGAUACCAGCAGAGUUCCCGGACCCAUACAGUAUAGAUGAUACAAUAUCUGUGCCGAUAUAUUACAGUAGUACCAGAGAUCAUAUUGUAGCAAAGUUAGAGUUACCCUGUGGUGGAAAUCAAAACACAUGGUUACAAUGUGGAGCUGCUCUUUUCCUUAAAAAUCACUGAAAAUUCACCUAUUGAAAACAAUAAAAAUUUUUUUAAAAAUGCAUGAAAUUUGAAAAUAUGUACAAAAAUAUUCAAACUAGCCAUAAAUAUAGAAAAUAAAAGACAGCGUUAUCAUGUAGAUUAUUCUGUAUGCCGGUUUCUAUUGGUGUAGAAUUACUUACUAAGUGUACACAUCUUUUAUUAGUCCAUUGGGUGUAGAGAUUAAAACUCAUUUUUGUUCAUCGACAUUUAUUUACUACAUAUUAAUUGUCCGUCCCUGAAAAACAUCUAAAUUAUUCUGCUGUUUACUGCAAGUAUAUGAAUCGUCCAUCCUUGAAAAACACCUUCAUUACCCUGUUUACAAAUAUAUUAAGUGCUGAAAUUAGAUUUUCAUUUUGUUUGCCAUAUUCUCAUAUAUAUUUUGUUGUGAUAGUAAAAACAUUUGUAAUUCCGUCCAGCUAAUAAUAACAUUUGGUCUGAACAUAAUUUUUUUUCAGAAUUUUUAAAAUGUUUUUUUACAGAAAUCCUGAAAUGUUAAAUUGAUAAACUUAUUUUUUUUACAAAUACUUGUUUAAAUAGAUAUUUGGAUAUAUUUAAGUUAUCAGAAUAUUGCUAUUUAUUUUCUGACUAGAGAAGUUGUAUUUGUUUACAUGUUAUAUGAACUUAAAUUUAUUUAUACUCUUUUGCUGUGUGUAAACAAAUUUUAAAUUAUUCUUUUCUUUUAAAACUAAAAUUUAAAUUCCAGACAUUUUGAAUUUUAAUAUUUCACAUUUGAAAGAAAUUUAAAUUUUUGAUUGAUUAAUGAAUUGUAUAAAUAUGUGGGAGAUAAU